UAAUGUAAUCAAGUGUCUAAAAAUCUUAGAUUAUUAAACGAAGCACUUUUUUGAAUUAAUCUUAAGCAUUUACAACAGCUAGUCGAACUAGUUCUGCAUUUAAAGAUAGUAGUGAUAAAAAAGAAUUAAGAAGGUAAGUUUAUGUAUUUAAUAUUAUAGAUAUCCAACAGAGUGGGUAGAAUAAAUAGAUAAUAAAUCAGAUAAUAAAUUUCAUCAUACAAUCUUGAAUAAAAGUAAGGAAGAUCAUAAUCCAAAUUUGGCAUCACCUAGUAAAAUAUUUGGAAUUUAAGAUGGGUAUUAUAUAUUGUAUUAUAAUUAUAAGUAACAAUCCAAGUAGAUUUCAUACUUAGAAUGAUGAUAUGUUAACAUCAUUUAGAAGAAAGAACUAAUCACUUGGAAAUUUAGGAAGUUGGUAAUUUUUAUCACCUUCUACUUAAUCUAAUACAAAAGAUAAUAGUAAAACAAUAACUCAUUCAUUUUCAAAAAGAUUAGAUCUAGCAGUACCAUUAUCUGAAUUAUUGGAAAUCUCAAGAUAAUUGGAUUGUUCAUAACCAGAGGAAAUAAAAUAAUUAUCAAGAGGAUAUGUUAAUGAACUUUUCUCAUUGUCAUAAAGAAUAGAUAGAGCACUUAGAAAUAUUAGCAGAUGAA
Molecule: messenger RNA, 648 nt
Organism: Paramecium pentaurelia
Lineage: Eukaryota; Ciliophora; Oligohymenophorea; Peniculida; Parameciidae
Source: the annotation of a GenBank genome assembly